GCCGGUAAGGAGGUCCAGCCGGCCCGCGCUCUGCCGGUUGCGACCGGUGGCGACGACGGCGGGAAGAAGAGCGGCGCUCGUUUAGCGGAGUCGAGCUAUGAGGACGAAGGCACCGCUCAGAAACGCAUCAAGCCUGAAGCGGGUGGACGAGAUUCUGCUGGACUCUGACUCUGACUCCGGUGGGGACGGUGCUGGUGCUCCCGCCCACAGCAGCGUUGAAGAAUACAUACCGGUACCGCCCCACAGUGACCCGCUGGGGCGCACGUACCACGACGGGCCACGCACCACGCUCAUCGUGUGUCCCCUCUCGGUGCUUCCAACUGGGAGGCACAGCUUGAGGAGUCCGUACACAGCCACGUGCACCUGCGCAUCCGCAGCUACCACGGCCCGGCGCGCGACGCGACCGGCCUGCAAGGACUGCGACCUGGUGCUUACCACGUACGGCACGCUAGCGCGCGAGCACGCCAAGCAGGGCAGCGCCCUCUUCCAGCAGCUCUUCCUGCGCGUCGUGCUGGACGAGGGCCACGUGAUUCGCAACGCGGGCUCCUGCGUGGCGCGCGCCGCGUGCGCCCUGCGCGCGCAGCGUCGCUGGGUGCUGAGCGGCACGCCCGUGCAGAACCGGCUGAGAGAUCUGUGGUCGCUGCUUUGCUUCCUGCGGCUGGAGCCGUUCAAGGAGCGCGCCUACUGGCAGACGGCUGUGGAGAAGCCCGUGCUGCGCGGCGACCCGGCCGGCGUGCAGCUGCUGCGCCAGCUGAUGGGCGAGGUGGCGCUGCGCCGGCUCAAGGACCAGCUGGUGGACGGCCAUCCGCUGGUGGAGCUGCCGGCGCGCCAAGUCUGUGUACAGGAGGUGACGCUAGGCGAUGAGCAGCGCCGUCGCUACGAUGCUAUGGAGGCGACGAGCCGGGCCGGCGUGGCGCGCCUCAUCAGACAGGGCACCGUGGUGCAAAGCCAGGUAUUCAUCCUGGUGCUGCUGCUGCGCUUGCGCCAGAUAUGCUGCCACCCGGCGCUGGUGCCCGACCGCGAGCUGAUCCUUCCCGACGAUGACCCUCCCCCGCCGGAUGGGCAGCCCAACCUCCAGAUGGGCGCGGAGGAGCGCGAGCGUCUGGUGCGGGCGCUGAUGGCCGUGCUGUCCUCCGGCUCGGAAGAGGAGUGUCCCGUCUGCUUCGAGCCGUUGCGCCGGGCAGUCAUCACUGCCUGCGCGCACGUGUUCUGCCGGCCGUGCAUGGACGCCCUGCUGGGGGCGGCGCCGGAGGCGGGCGCGCUCUGUCCGAUGUGUCGCGGUCCGCUGCGCGCCGACCAGCUGGUGGACGCGCCCGAGCCGCCGGUCAAACAGGAGUCGGCUGAGCCGCCGCCGAACGCCGACCAGGGCGACUUUGUGUCCAGCGCCAAGAUUGACGCGCUGAUGGCCGGUCUGCAAGCUAUGCGGAAGGAGGAUGCCCGCUGCAAGGCCGUGGUGGUUUCCCAGUUCACGUCGCUGCUGAACCUGUUGGAGACCCCGCUGCGCCGGGACGGCUUCGCCUUCCGCAGGCUCGACGGCACCAUGAGUCUGGCGCAGCGGCGCCGUAGCAUGGCUGAGUUCUCGGCGCAGGGCGACACGGCGCCCACCGUGUUUCUGCUGUCGCUGCGGGCCGGCGGCGAAGGCAUCAACCUGACCGCGGCCACGCGCGUCUUCCUGCUCGACCCGGCCUGGAACCCGGCCAGCGAGGAGCAGUGCUUUGACCGCUGUCACCGGCUGGGCCAGACGCGGCCCGUCACCAUCGUCAAGCUGGUGGUGCAUAACAGCGUCGAGGAGCGCAUGCUCGAGCUGCAGGAGAAGAAGCGGACUCUGAUGCGCGACGCAUUCGGCCUGGCCGUCCAGACGGCCAAACAGCGGCGCUUGCAGUUCGUCCGCGACGUGCGCACUCUCUUCAACCUGUAGAGAACGGACUGUGCCGCAUCCCACCGGGCUGGACGUGGAGCACCCUUGGUUGUGGCGCACUCCGCCGCUUUGGCGUGGACCACUGUUUGCUGCAUUCCGCUGAUUCGACGCGGGUGAUUGUGACGCUACUUCACCACCUCACCUCGACUAGAUGUGGGCGACUGCCUUGCCGCGGGCCACAAAUCCGGCCCGGACCGCCGUGCCGUGCUGAGCACCCAUCGGACGUGAUCCGCGAGAUGUCUGUUGUACCGAUUUUCUAUGUUUUAUCGUAUGCCACCGAUUAAACGAGGGUGGAACCUGUGCCUUAGGAGGCUGAAAAGACGUGGUCCAUUUGCACGGGAGAUACUGAUAAGCUUCAUUUUUGGUGUGAGAAGCGUUGACCUUCCGCGGCUUUAGCGUCGGGAUAGGUCAACGAUUCUGGGCAACGGCACUGGGCACGCCAUCGCCAGUGCUGGAGCCAGUGCUGGAGGUGAAAUGCCAGCGUCCAAGCCACAUAGCUGUUAGCUUGCUGGGUGCUGCGCUGAUCAAACAGGCACCCGAGCUUUCAAACACACCGUCCAGUCGUGAUGCGGGAACUUCCACGCAGCCAAGUCUGUGGUACUUUCGAUUUGUGAAGUGCUCGUGGGAAAUGUGCCCGAGCGUCAUGCGUCUAUCCAGUACGGUCGCAUUGUCGCCCACCUUGUCACCGCUUCACGUGUUGUGCGAAUGUCCCGUUGUAUCGCCGCUUGGUCUGUUACGGACACACUGGGGCAACUGAAUGUUGUACGGACGGCGCGACUGGCCGUGCCGUGGCAGCGCCGCAGGAGCUCCCCGUGUGCAGGUGGCACGUGCUGCUGCUGUGCUGAGAGUCGCGGGAGCUGGGCGCCGCUGAGAGAGGCGCCUCCCCUGUGCCGAGCUGCGCGCCGGGUGACGACAGGCCGCGGCCGCCGGUGUCGGCCACCGGCUACCUGGCCGUGGAGGUGAUUUGAUAGUCAUGUGCGACUGCCUGGCUCCCGAGAGCCGCCGGAGGACCACAUGCGUGGCUACACUAUUGUGUGACAUCAGCUUUGGGAUCUAUUGUCCGGUGUUUGUGUCUGCUCAAUCGCAUUACGCACGCAUGCCAGCCAAGAUGACGCUUAU
Messenger RNA from Pollicipes pollicipes, 3037 nucleotides. Its product is annotated as helicase-like transcription factor. Bases 98 to 1918 code for a protein of 606 amino acids. NCBI's taxonomy places the organism in Eukaryota, Metazoa, Arthropoda, Thecostraca, Pollicipedomorpha, Pollicipedidae. Gene Ontology annotation, biological process: DNA repair. The transcript is spliced from 3 exons. Gene Ontology annotation, cellular component: nucleus. Gene Ontology annotation, molecular function: ATP binding; ATP-dependent activity, acting on DNA. The record is from RefSeq and is a predicted model, not a curated record.